Messenger RNA from Aspergillus piperis CBS 112811, 1608 nucleotides. RefSeq names its product fungal specific transcription factor domain-containing protein. Gene Ontology annotation, biological process: positive regulation of transcription from RNA polymerase II promoter by galactose; DNA-templated transcription. NCBI's taxonomy places the organism in Eukaryota, Fungi, Ascomycota, Eurotiomycetes, Eurotiales, Aspergillaceae. The coding region runs from base 1 to 1608 and encodes 535 amino acids. The transcript has 3 exons. The record is from RefSeq and is a predicted model, not a curated record. Gene Ontology annotation, molecular function: DNA-binding transcription factor activity, RNA polymerase II-specific; zinc ion binding; RNA polymerase II cis-regulatory region sequence-specific DNA binding. Gene Ontology annotation, cellular component: nucleus.
AUGCUUGACAGUCAGUCUGUCAGCCCUCGGCAGAGAGGUACGGCAGUUCUAAUUCUGAUGGUCCUCGCUCUGGGCGCCAGAUAUGCUUCUGACGAGCAAAUAUCAAGAAUUGAUAUAUCCAGAAACGACGUUACCUCUUUGCAGGAGACCAUGUUGAGUCAUAUUCGGUCGCAAUUCUUUGAUGUGCUAGACACCGGGGGUGUCGAAUGUGUACAGCUGUGCAUUCUGCUGAGCACUUACCAUCUAUACAACGGUAAACCGAACUUGGCAAUGCCCAUAUUGGGCGCAGGAAUCCGGAGUGCCCAGGCCCAGGGACUUCAUAAGGAGAGCCUCUGGGGUCCUGCAACUGAUAUCGUUUUGGAAAUCCGCAAGCGAACUUGGUGGGCCUUAUAUGCUCUCGAGAGACUCUAUUCAAUUGCUGGCCCCAUCAUUAGCGAUAUCUAUGAUCUCAACGCAUCAAACCUGGAGGCCGUGAUGAUGCAGGCUGCAGAAAUCAAUACGAAACUGGUUGAAUGGUUCGAUGGACUGCCUGUAGAGUUAAGGAUUGAGCGUCAUGCCCGCCUGGACACAUCACAUUUGACGAGUGCCGAAACUGAGGUCUGUCAACUGUUUCAGCUGCAGGCACUAGUUCUCCAAUUAGCAUAUGACAAUAUCCAGAUCGUGCUGCACCGUCCGUUUGUUCGAUAUACCCGCUGUCUGCCACUUUUACCAGGUUGGCGCAACUCCGAUGCGCGCCCGACUAGCUUUGAACAGUGCAAGCAUUGUGCUAGGCGCACCUGUAGCAUAUUGCCGCGGUAUUCUAAGGUUCUCCUUGCGGCCCAAAGUACACAUGCAGCAGCGUAUAUCGCCAUUCAGAAUUUCACCGCCGGAGUCACUUUGGGCAUGGUGGCUCUGUCUGACCCGGGCUCCGAACAAUCUUUGGAUGCUAAAAGAGGUGUUGCGAAUUCAAUAGCUCUACAAAAGACACUUGCGGCAUCAUCUGUUGUAUCUUCACAAACGGUCAGGGUUCUAGAAGGACUGUUCCGACUCAUAUUCAAACGGGAGAUGCAAUCUUUACUUGAUAACUCACCUCUUCAUAUGAACAGUCCCAGUCCGAAAAACAGCUUGCCAACCUCAACAAACGAUUAUCACCACGAGACGUACCAAGAUACCAAUCAGCUGAAUCCCCACGCGAGCGACUCAUUCAAUCAACCAUUCGGAAGUCAAGAGAACACCCAACUUCUGUCCAGAAACCAAGGUGCCCUGAAUGUCUCUCAGAAUACCCCAGAAGCGCGCACCGUGAUUGACCCUGACGUUGGUCAGGAUGUUACUACUCUACCCUGUUACCCUGAAAUUGACAGGGCACUCGAGGCUGUACAACAAGUAAUGUGGGAAAAUUGCGAUACAAUGGCGCAUGCAAGCAGUCGUGCUAUGGACACGACUAGCUCGAGCUUCGCUGAUCCCGGACAACAGACGUUGGCGACCGACUUCAUCGAGCCAGACAACGCAUUCCAACCUACGACUUUGACGGCAUCAGUAGCCGACCCCGCCAGCCACGAUCUAAACACCCUACACAACUCGCUCAUUGGCCAAAGCUGGGUAUGGAAUCAGACAGAUCUCUUUCAGUGA